AUGAAGUUCCGCGAUGGAAUGUGGCUCCAAGCCUCCUCCAAAAGAGUCGAAUACGCCGAAGAAAUCUACUCCCUCACCCAACAAGACAGCAACAAAAUCAGCCUCCUCUGCCCAACAGCCCAGAUCCACUCGAGAGGCGACACGCUCAACCGAUCGACCUUGACCGUAGACUUGGAAGCUGUGACGGAUGGAAUACUCUCCGUGGAAGUCACUCACUGGCACGGCGCUGGGGAUCAGGGACCGCAUUUUGAUCUUUUCCCGGAUGGAAGACCUCCUGUCGAUGCUUCGAUUGAGAAGAGCGAUGCUGGAACGACACUCACGGCGGGGGGAAUCGCAGCUACGGUGACGGCCCUACCUCAUACAUUUGACAUUCGAUUCCAUAGUACCGAUGGGAGGCAUAAGCUGACGUCUCUCCUGAAUCGAAGCGUCGGGUUGGCGUAUUCUCCUGCGACGAGUAGUCCGAUGCAGACGGCUGAUAUGCGGGAUUUUAAGCAUUACAUCCUGACGCAGACGACGCUUGGGGUGGGCGAGCAGGUGUAUGGUCUGGGGGAGAGGUUCGGUGCGUUGAAUAAAGUCGGCCAGAGUAUUAAUUUGUGGAAUGUGGAUGGGGGGACGUCGAGUGAUCAGGCGUAUAAGAAUGUGUCGUUUUGGUUGUCGAGUAAGGGUUAUGGUGUUUUUAUCGAUGCGCCGGAGAGGGUCGAGCUGGAGAUUGGGAGUGAGAGGUGUUGUCGGGUGCAGACGAGUGUUGAGGGUCAGAGGUUGAAGUGGUAUAUCAUCUACGGUCCCACGCCGAAGGAAGUCUUGAGUAGGUAUACGAUGUUGACUGGCAAGCCGAACAAGGUCCCUGCGUGGAGUUUCGGCCUCUGGCUGAGCACUUCCUUCACGACUGAGUAUGACGAGAAGACAGUCAAUGGCUUCCUGGAGGGGAUGCGCGAGCGAGAUAUUCCUGUGCAAGUCUUCCACUACGACUGCUUCUGGAUGCGAGGAUUCCAUUGGUGUGACUUCGAGUUCAUGUCUUCGCAUUUCGCGGAUCCAAAGGGUCAGAUAGCGCGACUGAAGGAGUCGGGUCUAAUCACCAAAGUCAGUGUUUGGGUCAACUCGUAUCUAGGACAGGCAUCGUCGGUGUUCAAAGAGGCUGCUGAGAAGGGAUAUCUGCUGAAGCGCAAGAACGGAAACAUCUUCCAGUGGGAUCUGUGGCAGGCUGGAAUGGGAAUUGUUGAUUUCACGAACCCAGAAGCUUGCACGUGGUUCGUCGACUGCUUAAAGAAGCUCUUCGACACAGGCGUGGAUGCCAUCAAGACCGACUUUGGCGAGCGAAUUCCGACUCAAGAUGUACGGUGGCAUGACACAAAUGUGGAUGCUGCGAAGAUGCACAACUAUUACUCGUUCAUCUACAACAAGCUCGUCUUCGAGGCGUUGCAGCAUCGGUACGGGAAAGACGAAGCGGUUCUCUUCGCGAGGUCAGCUUGUGCUGGCACGCAGCGGUUUCCUGUCCACUGGGGCGGCGACUGCGAGAGUACCUUCGAAGCAAUGGCGGAAUCGUUGCGGGGCGGUCUGUCACUGGGGCUGUCAGGAUUCUCCUUCUGGUCCGUGGAUAUAGGCGGCUUUGAGGGAUAUCCAAAUUCGACCAUUUACAAACGAUGGGUCCAGUUUGGCUUGCUGUGUUCGCACUCAAGACUACACGGAAGCAAUUCGUAUCGUGUGCCAUGGCUGAUUGACGAUGACGACAAGAGCGAGCAAGGCUGCUCGGCAGUGCUUCAGAAGUUCACACAGUUGAAGUGCAGGUUGAUGCCUUACUUGUACAGCCAAGCCAUGGAGUCCAUCAAGCAAGGAUGGCCUGUGAGUGUCCGAGCGAUGGGGCUGGAGUUUCCCGAUGACCGUACUGCAUGGUCGUGUGAUCAACAGUUCAUGCUGGGUUCGAGCAUCUUGGUUGUUCCCGUUUUCGACGAGACUGGAGAAGUCGACUUCUACCUCCCACGAGGAACGUGGACAAGCAUCUGGGAUGAUAGCACAAUCAAAGGCCCUCAAUGGGUGAAAGAGAAGCAUGGCUUCGACACGCUGCCAUUGUAUGUAAGAGAAGGGACAAUUCUGAUAAUGGGCAAGCCUGGGGCAAUACGUACCGUGUACGACUGGACAUUGCCUGGAGAGCAUGAGGUCCGACUGUAUGAGCCGAGGGCAGACUCGAGAUUUUCCUUGUAUGACGCCGAGGGGAAGCUCGCUGCCGUUCUGGAGGCGGAAGAAGAUCGUGGCGUGUGGAAUGUUAAAGGAAUGGAAGCUCGAGUGCGCCGUCUCAGUAAGGACCAGAAUUACUGA
Messenger RNA from Zasmidium cellare ATCC 36951, 2313 nucleotides. Its product is annotated as glycoside hydrolase family 31 protein. Lineage: Eukaryota; Fungi; Ascomycota; Dothideomycetes; Mycosphaerellales; Mycosphaerellaceae. Gene Ontology annotation, biological process: carbohydrate metabolic process. Gene Ontology annotation, molecular function: hydrolase activity, hydrolyzing O-glycosyl compounds; carbohydrate binding. The transcript is spliced from 2 exons. The record is from RefSeq and is a predicted model, not a curated record. Bases 1 to 2313 code for a protein of 770 amino acids.